UAUUUAGUUUAAGAAAAUAAAUCAUAUUAAUUGGUAACUAACGUUGUUUAUUUAACAUUAUUAAUUAUUAUUAUUUAUUAUUUUUUUAGUGACAUAAAUAUUUCGUAACUUGUUUUUUAUGUUAAAAAUUAUUUUGGUUUCAUCUUAAAUGAGUUCCGAUUCACUAGAUUGGUUAUGGGAAGAUUUUAAUUCCACUUGUCUGGUUGAAGAAAUCGAUGACGAUUCUUUGGAUUCCAUUAACGACGAUAAUUCGUACACUAGUUCCAAUUCUAGCCACAAUAUUGAUUGUACAUUAUUAAUCGGAGAAAAUGAAAUAGAAGAAGAAGAAGAAAGAGAAGAAAGAGGUGAAGGAGAAGAAGGAGGAGAAGGAGAAGAAAGAGGUGAAGAAGAAGAAGAAGAAGAAGAAGAAGUAAAAAAAGAAAAAGAAGAAAAAGAAGUAAAAGAAGAAGAAGAAAAAUUAAACGCACAUAUUGUAGAUGAUACUAAUGAAAGUAUACCAGAAAUCUAUCCAGAAUCGUAUAAGAAAACUUCGAAUAUUGAAAAGCUGAUACUUUUUUGCGCCGAAAAUUUUAUUGAACAGUUUAAAGUGAAAUAUCCAAAUAGACGACCGUUGGUUUUAAUACCACAAAAUGAAUGCGGCGUCGCAAAAUGUGUUUGUACUACAAUCAAACCAUCUCGAUUAGUUUACUCGGAUUUGAUUGAAGUGACCAGUUACAGUCAGUUUGUAGCCAAACACAUAACAUAUAUGAAGUUAGAAAAUCCUCUAGCUUUGCCCAACAAAAUUGUAUCUCCUGCAACGGUAUUAAAAACGCAAACUGCUAAUUGUUUUGAAUUGGCGAUAUUAUUAGUAUCAUUUUUGAUUGGCUGUGGGUACAAUGCUUUUGUUGUUUAUGGAUAUGCCACAGAAAUUGUAUGUAAUAAUAAUUUAAAGAAAAUCAAGAUAGAUAUUCCAAAAGAAUCAACCGAUGAACAAGAAUCAGAUUCUGAGAGUAAAGAAGAUAUUAUAGAUGAUCCUUAUGUCAUAGAACCUAUGAUUGAUUUGUGUAAUGAUUAUGUUAACUAUUUAAUGGAAGAAGAAAAAAAUAAAUUUAUAGUAAACGAUGAAUCAAAAGAGAUAGAAUUUGAUAAUUUUUCCGAUCCACUAUUUGGUAAACGAAUACAUGCAUGGGUCGUGGUUUUGCCGUUGGAAACUGAUGACGAUCAAUAUGAUAUAUCUGAGGUAGUUCCAUAUUUCAUUGAACCUAGUACAGGUGAACGGAAAGAAAUCACUGAUGAAAAUUACACUGGAAUAGAAGUGGUUUGGAAUAAUAAUGAUUAUUGGGUUAAUUUGCAGCCCUUGGAAGGAGGUUGUACGCAAUAUAAUUUUAAUUUAAUGGAUACAAAGAAUUGGGAAAAAUUUUUACCACUUAUACUUAAAAAUGCACAAAGAGGAAAUUUCAAAAAUCUUGAGAUGCCUAAUUCGUGGGUUGCUGCAAUAGAAGUUCCUAUAGAUAAAUAUCUUAUGCUGUAUCCAAACGGUAAAAAAAUUGUGCCAUAUAUGAAUGCAAUCGAAGAGUUUUAUGCUGAUUACGUCAGGCCUAAUGGAUUGAUUAAAAGAACAACUUUUUAUACUGAACCAGAAUAUUUGAAUAAAAUAUUUAUUCAGGAAAUGUAUAAAAAUAGAGUUGACAAAUUGAUAUGUAUUGACACAAAAUAUGACAUCGAAGAAACUGAAACUAUAGAAUAUUUUAGACCCGGCCGAGAUGACUAUUUAAAAAAACAUAAGUUUUAUGGCGAUUGCAACAAUAUAAAGACCAAACGUUUAGUCACAUUUUAUAAUUUGAGGCUUGAUUCAAUGGCUCAAAUUAUAAUUGAUGAAAAUAGUUUCACUAUAACUUACAACGAUAGAUCGGAUUUAUUAUUCUGGCACUUGUGCGUGUUUAUUAAAACGAGAAACAACGAUUCCCAGAAUAUAAACGAUAAGAGGAAACCUAAGUAUGUAGUUGAAAAAUACUUAAGAAAUGAAUCAAAACAUAAAGAUCUAGAUAUUGCCACAAUAACUUUUGAUCUUGAUAGUAAUAGUAUUUAUGUUCAAUAUCAAUAUGGUGAAGGUCAGAUCACACAAUCGAGUAGACUAUUUAAAAAACCAACUUAUAGUUCUAUAAAUAAUGAAAAGUUCAAUCCUAAAUCAGUCACUGAAGAUGUCGUUUAUCCAUAUGUGGGUCUUUUAAAAACUCAUGAAGCAUACAUCAUGUUGCAAGACAUGAUUGAAACCGAAGAAAGAGCACUUAUUAAAGUUUCGAAAUUAGAGGAUAAUGUUAUACAAAUCCUGGAAACCCGUAGUCGAGAACGAUCAGAGUUUAAGUUAAAGAUAAAUUCGUUGGAUUGGGAUCGAAAUCAUAGGAUUAGAAAAUUACUCCAAGAUAAAAAAGAUAAAAAACAUAAGUUGGCUACAAUAAAAGAUACGAUUGCUUUGAGUUUAAGAGACAAAAUCAUAAAACACUUCAGACAAAGUACCAAAAAUCAGUUUAUACGACUUAAAAAUUUGUUUGAAAUGAAAAAAAAUGAGUUACUGCGUUUGACGAAAUCACUAGAAUCCAAUGAUGUGGAACGCAGGGAUAGAAAUUUAAUAUUAUGUUCGACAUUGAAAAACGAAUUAAAUAUAUUGACGUUGAAAUUAAAAAGAUACAAAGAAUCACGUAUAAAAAGAUACAACAAUUUGGCAACAUGCAUAAAUAGUAAUCCUGAUUAUAAAACGUUAUCACCUUUAAAAUUAUUUGUUUAAACGUACCACAACGUUCAUACGAUGUAAUAAAAUAAAUCUGAAGUAUAAAUAAAUAAAAUCA
Molecule: messenger RNA, 2825 nt
Organism: Aphis gossypii (cotton aphid)
Lineage: Eukaryota; Metazoa; Arthropoda; Insecta; Hemiptera; Aphididae
Product: dynein regulatory complex subunit 7-like
Exons: 13
Coding region: 149-2764 (871 amino acids)
Biological process (GO): flagellated sperm motility
Cellular component (GO): motile cilium
Source: RefSeq, a predicted model, not a curated record